Molecule: messenger RNA, 624 nt
Organism: Vicia faba (fava bean)
Lineage: Eukaryota; Viridiplantae; Streptophyta; Magnoliopsida; Fabales; Fabaceae
Source: the annotation of a GenBank genome assembly
AUGAUUUAUAGCUUAGUUUGGGGAAAUUAUCUCGUUGGUUUCUGCGUUAAAAUACUGAAUUCAGCCGUUGUGAUCGGAUUCUAUUAUGGAUUUCUGACUACAUUCUCCAUAGGACCGUCUUAUCUCUUCCUUCUUCGAGGGCAAAUCUUAGGAAAGGGAUCUGAAACGAAAAUAUCAGCAACAACCGGGUUUAUUACGGGACAGCUCAUGAUGUUUAUAUCGAUCUAUUAUGCGCCUUUGCAUUUGGCAUUGAGUAGACCUCAUACAAUAACAGUCUUAACUCUACCAACACCGCUCCCAUAUUAUUAUAUUGAGGAAAUGAUGCGAUACGAUGACAGGGACCUGGAGGAAGUCAAAGCUGCAAUAGAUUGGGAAAAGGAAGAAACUAACGAAGAAGAAGAAGAUAUUACUGUUUAUCUUUCUGAUAAAAAAGAGAAUACUUUCAACAAAAAACUCGCCCCGUUGGAAAAAUCUCUUGUAACUACUCUUUUCGAUUAUCGAAAAUGGAAUAGGCCUUUGCGAUAUAUAAAAAAUGAUCACUUUGAAAGGGUUGUAAGAGAUGAAAAUUCACAAUUUUUUUUUCAGUUCAUUAUUCACGCGAACCAGAUUAUUGCCGAGACCUAA